Molecule: messenger RNA, 1188 nt
Organism: Zea mays
Lineage: Eukaryota; Viridiplantae; Streptophyta; Magnoliopsida; Poales; Poaceae
Exons: 4
Coding region: 115-864 (249 amino acids)
Biological process (GO): cell redox homeostasis
Cellular component (GO): endoplasmic reticulum membrane
Molecular function (GO): thioredoxin-disulfide reductase (NADPH) activity
Source: RefSeq, marked validated
ACACAGUUACACAGAGGAGGUUUCCUCCCUGCGAAUCUGCGAUACUGACUCUGCCUUCUUCGUUCCAGCGCCGAAAGAGAGGGAGAGCCAAGCCGCCUCCCGCCGCGACGCACGAUGGAUCGCGCGCAGUUGCUCCUCGUCGGACUCCCGGCCUUGCUCUUCUUCUCCGACCUCACUCACAUCUUCGCGCCGCCGCCUCCCCACCUCCGCCACCCCCAUCACCACCCUCCUCACCACCAACAUCCGCAUCCGCCGCAUCAUCCCCACUCGCCUCAUCCCCAUCCGCACCCGCCGCAUCAUCCCCACCCGCACCCGCCGCACCACCACCAGCACCCCGACCCCUCCACGGCAAUCAUACAGGAGCCACGUGUGGAUGAGGCUGGAUUCGGCAGCACAGUGGAGCUGCAAUUCUGUGCCUCCUGCUCGUACAAGGGAACUGCAGUGACCAUGAAGCGCAUGCUGGAAACCUCAUUUCCUGGCAUUCAUGUUAUCUUGCAUAAUUAUCCUCCUCCAUUCCCCAAGCGUGUACUCAGCAAAGUUAUCCCAAUUGUUCAAGUUGGAGCCGUUGCAACAAUAAUGGCUGGUGACCAGAUUUUCCCCAGAAUUGGAAUGGUUGCUCCUCCAUGGUACUACUCGCUUCGUGCCAAUAGAUUCGGAACCAUGGCAACAAUCUGGCUAUUUGGCAACUUUGCUCAGUCCUUUCUACAAAGCUCUGGUGCCUUUGAAGUUUACUGCAAUGGAGAUUUGGUAUUCUCAAAACUUGCUGAGCAGAGGUUCCCUAGCGAGUUCGAGUUGCGGGACCUUGUUGGCAGCAGAUUGCCUGGGUCUCCAUUUGGGAGGAAUCCGGGGAAAACCCUGACUUGAUGAUGACCCCGGAAAUCAGAGCUCAGAAUGCCACAAUUUAUUAUGUUGCUUUUAAGGUAUUAGUAGAUAGUAACUAUUUGGUAUUGAUCUAUCGAGGCUGCAGCUUGUCUGUAAACACAACUUUCCAGCUUGUAUAAUGGAUCAACGGAUCACCUGACAUGUGACGGUGGCCGAAGUACUACGAACUCUAAUGACAUUGGAACGGUAAAGAUAUUGUGAUGGCCUGUUAGUUUAUGGGAGGUGUACUGUUUGGCAUUGAUCUCGAUGUAAACAAACAAUGUUAGCAUUGUCCCAUGGGGAAGAUUAAGCGAGCAGGAUGUUAAA